Messenger RNA from Spodoptera exigua (beet armyworm), 3273 nucleotides. NCBI's taxonomy places the organism in Eukaryota, Metazoa, Arthropoda, Insecta, Lepidoptera, Noctuidae. The record is from the annotation of a GenBank genome assembly.
GGUAUGUCAAAGUCAAAGGAUUUAUUAUUGUCAUCGCAAGCAAACUUACGCGAAAGGAAAUAGAUUAUUAUAAUUUGAAUAAGUGCAUUGUUUAAUCAAUAAUGUGGAUUUUUGCUCUCUAUUUAGUAAAAACAACAUACAGAUAAUUUGAAAACGCAGUAAAUAUCAGUAUAUUCAUGAAAGAGAUCUAUCGAAACGUACGCAAUCAGAAUUCUAAGUAGUAUUGUAUUUAGUCUUCUAAUUUUACCAAACAGGUCUGAAAGAUGCUCUCUGAAGAUGGUAUGGAGAACAGACGAGGGCCUCCCGGAGUCAACUCCAGGUCCUUGAGUGCUGCUCAUUCUGCAGCUGAUCUGGAGGUACUAAGAGAAAUUGAGAAUGUGUACUUCCGACCACCGUCGGAGUUCGAUGCGGGUCGAUACGUACUGGAACACGCGCCGGCCACCUCCUGCGAUGAAAUAGAACAAAUGUUCACGAAGCUAAAACGUCAGCAACAGGUAGUCUCCGGAAAAGCCCUCCACUUAAUCUCCCAACAAAGAGAUAAUUGUUAUAGGGAGUUCAAAGAAAUACAAAACAUUCGCGAACAACUCUCAGCAACAUUGGAAACCUGCCAAAAGGCCCGAGUUCAACUCAGAGCCGCAUCCAACCACCUAACGAUAUCCACAUUUGUGAUUCUCGCAAAUUUUCGAAAGAGACAAAUCAUUCGGUCCGUUCUCAAGUCUUUAGAGUUACUCAGAAGUUUGCGCAGUGUCGAAAAAGAUGUAGCCGAUUUGCUAGUUAAAAAAGAAUACUUUGAAGCCAUAGACUUGAUUCUUAAAAGCAAGAAAGCUGCUAGUCUUCAUAAGGAGUACACUUGCAUAUCCGAUCUUGCGUCCCGUUUGCAAGACACCCUGGAUAUGACAGAAGAAAAAUUAGACACAGUCUUAGCAAGCCUCUGCUACAAUUUCGAUGAAGUUAUCUUUAGGAAAUUGCGAAAAACUUACGCUUUGCUAGGCAAAACUCAAGCUGCUAUGGAGCAAUUGCACAUGCAUUACUCUUCUGCCGUAAACAAAUCCGCUAUAGAGGCGGUCAAAAAUUUCUUAGGAGACAUUUCUGAUUUGAAAUUCAAAGAAAUGUGCCAGUCCGUUCAAGCGAAUAAAGCUCCUAUCUGCUUGUUGAAUUUGUGCGAAAAUCUCUUUUUAAUCAUGAGGAGUUAUUACCUGUUAGUCGAGUGGCAUUCGAAAUACGAUGAAGAAGAAUCGAUUCCAAUAUCGAGUAAUGUAUUUGAAAUCGAGAAGAAUGUUAGCAGAGAGUAUAUAAGGCAGAAAUUAAAAGCUGGACUCGUUAGGAUCUGGAACGAUGUCCAAGCAAAAGUGUCGACAUUUUUGAGGAGUUCUGGCUUAGAAGAAUACCCGUUUGAGAAAUUUAUACAAAUGUUAGGAGUGUUAAGAAAACUUACUCAAGUAGCUGAAGUUUUUUGCGGUGAUAAAUCAGAUCUGUUACAAGACUUUAUUAAGACCCAAAGUGUUUUAUACAUAAAGAAUUAUCACAAAGGACGGAUGGAGGAAUUGAAGUUGUUUCUAGAAAAUGAAGGAUGGGAACAGUGUCCCGUUAAAUCAACGUUCAAUCUACUCUAUUUGCAAGAGUUCAAACAGUUCAAAAAGUACCUGAAUGUUAGAACUGAUACAUCGCUUUUGAAGACCCAAUCGGAUGGUGCUUCCUCAGUCCAUUCUCAAGAAGACAGUGUUUAUAUUGCAAAAUAUUUCAAACAAAAUUCACAUCACACUCCGUUCGAGAUCUUCCGCAACGAAAAUAUAACGAAUGAUGAUAUAUUCGGCCUUGAACCGGAAUUGGUGAGUGAUGAUUCCGAGGAUGAUGAGCCAGAUGAGUUGAAGAGGGAUUUCGUGGAUGAAAAUGAUCGGCCGGAACCGAAUCAAAGUCCUAGUCGAGUUACUGAUAGCGUUAUCGUCACAAACACUACUCUCUCAGUUUUAAGACACUGCGGUCAAUAUCUGCAAAUUUGUCGCUAUUUACCGCAGAUUUCGCUAGAAGUUGUAAUGCUAAUGAACCAACUUUUCGAUUACUAUUUCUUCACUGUACACCUAUUUUUCACCGCCGAUUUGGACGUCGCAUCUUCUACUCUCUACAGUCCAAAAUUAAACUCUGUAUUAAAGAGGAUAAAGAACAAUAUUGAUACGGAGAAUACUGGUGAGGUUGACGGCAAAAUCCCAUGUCCAGACCCGCCUCAACAUUUAAAUAUGACUUCCGAAGAAAAUUUGCACGGUCUCCCUGAGAGGAUAGUGGCGGUUGAGAGCGUUAUUUUCCUGUCAAAGCAAUAUGAGAUCUUGCAACCGUAUUUAGAGUCCAUAGUUGCGCCGCAUCAGAGGAUGAUUUUGGAACAUUUUAAAGAUAAUACCUUAGCUGUUGUUCAAGAUCUGAGAGUGCCUGUUUACAUGUGUUCGGCGUCUAAAGCGGUUGACGCAAGACAAGCACUUAUAGCGAUGUCCCAGAUCAAAUGGGACGUUAAAAGCGUGGCUGUAGAACAUAGCGCGUACGUUGACAUGAUUAUAAGGAAAAUACAAGUAUUCGCGCUCCGUCUAGAGAAUAUAGCGACAAAAAUAACAUUAAAUAUAGAUAUUUUAAACGCUAUCUGGAGUAUGGUGUCGAAAUUUAUAGUUCACCUCCUUGUUGAAGGCUUUUCGAACGCGACAAAAUGUUCUAAUGGCGGUCGUGGGCUUAUGCAAUUAGAUUAUCGACAGUUAUUCCUGAAAUUGGAAAAGAUAUCAGGAUUAAGGCCUGUGCCGUAUCAAGAUUACGUCGAUAGCUACGUAAAAGCCUAUUACCUCCCUCGAAAAAGCUUAGAAGAAUUUGUCUUAAAAAGAGUUGAGUAUUCAAAUAAGCACCUUCUGGCUUUAAUAACCUGUGCCUGCGAAAAUAAAAAAGAUAGACAAGCGUUGUCUGUGAUCAUUGAGAGUAGAGAUGCGACUGCGUAGUGUUGCCAGUGGAAAUGUAUUUUUUUUUUCAGCUGGCAAUUUCGGGUAUUGAUAAGCCUUGUUUUCUAGUAUAAGCUGAGAUGAUUAUUCAACGUUUAAGUAUACUGUUAUUGGUAAAGCACAAAUAUCAAUUUCCAUACUUUUUGUCAGAGCCUAGGUAGGAUGCUAUAAUCAACAGUCAAGCUUACAAACACUCGACUAGUGAAUUAAAAACAAAAAUAUUUUCAAAAUAAAAAUGUACUUAAUUAUAAUAGUAAAAUUCGUACAAAUUGUGAUAAUUAAAUAAAUUGAAAAUUGUAUUUAA